Helianthus annuus (common sunflower) is the source of this 2366-nucleotide messenger RNA. Its product is annotated as nicastrin. The record is from RefSeq and is a predicted model, not a curated record. The transcript is spliced from 16 exons. Gene Ontology annotation, cellular component: membrane. Lineage: Eukaryota; Viridiplantae; Streptophyta; Magnoliopsida; Asterales; Asteraceae. Gene Ontology annotation, biological process: protein processing. The coding region runs from base 148 to 2139 and encodes 663 amino acids.
CUGUUGUAUUAACCAGUUUCGUCACAAUCAACUCCAUCUCUCAGUCAAACCAUAAACUCUUGAUAGAAGAAGGGCCAAGAAGACGUUAAUGGCAGCCUAGGGUUUCAUCGAUCGAUUUCUCCUCAUAAUAUCUCUCGAUCUCACGCCAUGACCACCACCACCACGGAGCUCCUGUUGUACCUUCUAUGUCUACUCUCCAGUCUUCAUCGUUCUCUAUCCGCUUCUGGACAGGUGGCAUUCGAGUCUGUUCCUGACCUAGAGAAAUCCAUGUACAAGGUCAUAGAUGGAUAUCCUUGUGUACGAUUACUUAACCUUUCAGGGGAAAUUGGGUGUGCGAAUCCUGGUCUUGAUAAAGUUGUAGCACCAAUCGUUAAAUUCAAAAAUGAUAUAGAAUUGACUCAAUCAAGUUCACUACUAGUGGCGUCAUAUGAUUUUGAAAGUUUUCUUUCAAGAGUGUCAAGUGAUUCAAAGUUUGCAAGAAAUGUAGCUGGCGUAUUAGUAGAGUCAGGAGCACAAAAUCAAACCCACUUAAAAGGAUCAUCUCCGGACAAGAAGUUUCCUCAAGUUGAGUUUUCUCCUUAUCAGAACAGCAAAUUUGAGUGGAAUCCAACUGGAUCCGGUAUUAUGUGGGGGCUUUAUGAUUUUCCUGUAUUCUUGCUUUCUGAAAGCAGCACACAAUCCCUGCAGGAGGUUGCUGUGAAAAAUGAAAACAAGGACACAUAUGCUGCAGAAGUGACUGAAUUUGAUCUGGUGAUGCAGACAACUAAAGCUGGAACUCAUGACUCAGAAUCAUGUUUGAGAGAAAGAACUUGUCUCCCAUUGGGUGGAUAUAGUGUAUGGUCAGCCCUUCCAACAGUAAAUAUUUCAUCAUCGAGCAGUAAAAAUAGAAAGCCUAUUAUAUUGGCUGUGGCAUCUAUGGAUUCUGCUUCCUUUUUCCGUGACAAGAGCCUCGGUGCAGAAUCUCCUUUAUCUGGAAUGAUCUCAUUGCUUGCCGCAGUGGAUGCCCUUUCACGUAUUGAGGGUUUAGAUACACUUUCUAAGCAGCUUGUUUUUGUUGUUUUUACUGGAGAGGCUUGGGGCUACCUUGGUAGUCGGAGAUUUCUUCUUGAACUUGAUCAACACACCGAUGCUGUUAAUGGAAUAAACAACACACUGAUUGAAACGGUGAUAGAACUUGGCUCUGUCGGGAAAGGCUAUGAUCAGGGUGUCAAGACUUUCUACGCCCAUACAGCUGGGGUAUCAUCUGCCACAAAUAAAACCCUGAGUGCUAUACAAAAAGCUCGAGAUUCACUUGGGACUGAAAGUAUCAAGUACUCUACUGCAAGUGAAUCUAAUCCUGGGAUUCCUCCGUCUUCCUUCAUGUCGUUUUUAAGACAGAACCCGCUUACCCCCGGUGUUGUAUUGGAGGAUUUUGAUACAUCUUUCACCAACAAAUUUUACCAUAGUCAUCUAGACGAUCUAUCUAACAUCAAUUCUUCAGCUAUAGCGGCCGCUGCUUCUUUAGUUGCUCGUACACUUUAUGUUCUUGCAAGCAAUAACAACGAUUUAAGUGAUUCAUCCUUAAAGUCAAUCAAAGUCAACACCUCUCUUGUUGAGGAACUUGUGGGCUGCUUACUAAGUUGUGAACCGGGUCUCUCAUGUGAGCUCGUGAAUCGCUAUAUUUCUCCGUCAUCUGCAUGCCCGAGCCAUUAUGUAGGUGUUAUUCAGGGGGAUCCUUCAGAACCUUAUUAUGGUUAUGUGAAUGAUGUUCCGAGAUUUGUGUGGAAUUUUAUGGCUGACAUGACGUCAACGAAUGGUGGCCCAUGCUCUGAAAACUGCAGCAGCCAGACAGGUGGGGUGUGCGUCAAAAAGGAGAUAGAUGGGAAAGGUGUAUGUGCCAUUUCCACAACCAGGUACGUCCCGGCAUAUUCCACUCGGUUGAAAUACGAGUCCGAAAGCUGGACCGUGUUGCCUUCAGAUCCAGCAGACCCUGUUUGGACAGAGAGCAAUUGGAAUACAAUUAGUCUUCGUGUUUACUCAGUCCAGGGCGCUGCUUAUGAUCAUCUCGUCUUGGUGGCUGGUGUUUCUGUCACGGCUUUAGCAUACCUUUUAAUCGUUGUUAUUAAAGCCUUCAUUGCAAAGGCUCUAAAGCAAGAUUAAUUAAUUAAUGUAAGAUUCCUCAAAAGUAACUUUUUUUGUUUGGGGGUGGGUGUUUAACUGUAAAUUUCUGCCUCCAAUGAUUGAUGCCAAUUUGAUAUGGUUAAUGGGUAGUAGAUGUUUCGACAAGUAUACCUAGUGAAUAUUUUCUACAUAUCAUCAGAUGAUAAAAUGAUGAUUAUUUUGACAUGAAUCUGGGUUUAAUGUUGUGAUUUUGUGCUUCUCCAUUU